UUUCGUUUGUUUUUCUGCUUUGGGAUUGAGGAGAUUUUUAAAUUCUCACAUUACUUUGAUUUGGUUUAUUUCAAUUAAAUUAAAUUUUAAUUUUUCUUUUCCCCAUAUCACUUGAGUGAUUAUAAUCGGUGCUUUAAAGUGUUGUGUUUCCAUUAUUUCCAAGAAGCGUAAUUAAUAUUGAAACAUGAGUGAAAUGGAUCUUGAAAUAUUGGGUCCAUUGGAUGAGGCCAGAAAAUAUCUUUCAUUAGGAGAUUUUACUAUGGCUCAAAGAUCUCUUCAAUCUGCUGACCAGAUAAAUAGUAAAACUGAUGAUUACCUUAAAGAGAUGGAAAAUUGUAAGGCAGUAAUUAAAGCUGAUGGUGAUUGUCAUAAAAGUUAUGGUAAAAAAGAUUAUCGAGCUGCUUUAUUUUAUGCGAAUAAAGCACUUACAACUGCUGAUAAGUGUAAUAGGCUAAAAUUGAUGAAAGCCGAGUGUUUAGCUUUACUCAAAAGGUAUGCGGAAAGUCAAGAUAUACUAACCAAGCUUUACCAGGAAGAUCCAAAGAAUCCGGAUAUAUUUUAUAUCAAAGGAAUGAUGUUAUACUAUCAAGAUAAUGUCGAUAAAGCUUUCAGUAGUUUUGCCGAAGCUCUUAGACUGUGUCCAGACCAUGCAAAGGCUCAAUUAGCCUUUAAAAGAGCCAAGUUGUUGAAGAGUAAAAAGGAAGAAGGUAACAUCGCCUAUAAAGCAACUAAACUGGAUGAAGCUCAUAAAAUUUAUACCGACUGUCUCACAAUUGACCCACUGAACACAGUGACAAAUGCUAAAUUAUACUUUAAUAGAGCUCUUGUUUGGGCGAAGAAAGGUAAACUUCAAGAGGCUAUUGCUGAUUGCACCAACGCCAUUAAGAACGAUGAACAUUAUAUCAAAGCCUAUCUGAAACGUGCUAAACUGUACUUGGAUUCAGAGAUGUAUGAAGAAGCUGUCCGUGAAUACGAUUUAGUCUACAAGAAAGAUAAAACAAAAGAACACAAAAAACUUCUAGAAGAAGCAAAAUUAGCCUUAAAGAAAUCCAAGCGAAAGGAUUAUUAUAAGAUUUUAGGAGUAAAACGAGAUGCAAGCCAAGAUGAUAUAAAGAAAGCUUAUCGUAAACGAGCACUUAUACAUCAUCCAGAUCGUCACUCGAAUGCAAGUGAAGAUGUAAAAAGAGAUCAAGAGACUCAGUUCAAGGCACUGGGAGAAGCAUAUAAUAUCCUUUCUGACCCAAAGAAACGAGCCCGGUACGAUUUAGGUUACGAUGAAGAUGGAUCAAGUUACUCAGAAGUUUCACCCAACGAUAUUUUCAGAAGUUUCUUCGAUAUACCAACUUACCACGGUAAUACCUAUUCUACUGGUAGUAAUAGUAAUUUCCAAUAUCCAAAUUACAAUUUUAACUUUGCAAAUUCAAAUACCUCUUAUUCUUGAGAAUCGAAAUGAUCUAGGAAAUACACAACAACAACAUCGUCGUAAACAAAAAUAUCUCGAAGAAGAAGUCGAUCAAAUGUAUGGUUCUUUUUUUUAUAAUCUUGAUUUGACUUUCUUUACCCUUUUGAUCCUCCUUAUACAUCCCAAAUUUCCCGUUUUUGAUUCAUUUUAUCAUCUUCAACCCACAAAUCAAUCAACACCACGGAAAACAACACAUCCCUAGUAACCAACAACAACAACAACAACACCAACAAAUAAAACCCACUCUUUAGUAGUGAUCAUUUCUUUUCACCUCAAGUAAAAAUCAUACAAUUGUAAUAAAUGGACAUUGAAAUCUAAAUGUCCUCUUAUAUACAUAUUAAUCUCUGAUUAUCUUAUUGCAAAGAAGUGAUAAAGUAUCAAAUCUUUAAUUGUUCCUUUGCAUUCCAAUUUAUCAUUUAAUUAUUUGGACAAAGAGUGACCAUCAACUCUAACAUUAGCUUGAAAAACUUUGAUAACCAUUGAUAACUUUGAAAAAAUGUAAAUUGUUUCAACUUAGCAAUCUAAUGUAUUAUAUAAACGACACAAUUUAACUUGUGUAAAAUCAAAUAUAAUUACAAUUUAAUACAAUUUUACUUUUCAUCUGCAAUAA
Messenger RNA from Panonychus citri (citrus red mite), 2072 nucleotides. RefSeq names its product dnaJ homolog subfamily C member 7-like (gene Tpr2). NCBI's taxonomy places the organism in Eukaryota, Metazoa, Arthropoda, Arachnida, Trombidiformes, Tetranychidae. The transcript has 4 exons. The record is from RefSeq and is a predicted model, not a curated record. Gene Ontology annotation, molecular function: protein binding. The coding region runs from base 185 to 1441 and encodes 418 amino acids.